GGUGUGUUCUCGAGCUGCUAGGUGUGUUCGCGAGCUGAAGAAGGGCGCACCGCUGCUGCGGGCUGGAAGCGACAGCCGCAUGGUUUGAGAGGGGCGCCCGUCUCGGUUGACAAAACACCCGAGGUGCACUUGGAAAUUCUGAGGUCAAGUCCGGGGGCCCGGCCAUGGCCUCAAAGAUCUUGGCGGCCGUUGCACGGCAGGGAAGAAAGGUGACACAGCUUGGGGGCGCCCAGCUUUCUGCCACCAGGGCAUAUGCUGCAGAGGCUCUCACGGUCCAAGAUGAGCGGUUUGUGAAGUACAAUUCCCCCGUAGCAGUCAACCAUGAUCUGACUAGCAUACUCGGCAGGCCUGAGACCAAGAUCACAACCCUGGCAAAUGGUCUCCGAGUAGCUACAGAAACAACUCCUCACGCUGAGACUGCAACAGUAGGGGUCUGGAUUGAUGCAGGCAGCAGGUUUGAGUCGGCAGCCAACAAUGGCACCGCGCACUUUCUGGAGCACAUGGCUUUCAAGGGGACAAAGAAGAGGAGCACUAGGGCGCUGGAGGAAGAGGUUGAGAACAUGGGGGGCCAUCUGAAUGCGUACACGUCCCGGGAACAGACGACCUACUAUGCGAAAGUUGUGAAGAAUGACGUGCCAAAAGCAAUGAACAUCCUUGGGGACAUUUUGCAAAACUCGUCGAUCAAGCAGGAGGACGUCGACAGGGAACGGAGCGUGAUCCUCCAGGAGAUGAGGGAGAUCGAGGGCCUGUCCGAUGAGGUCCUGUUUGAUCACCUGCACGCGACAGCGUUCCAGCACAGCCCCCUUGGUCAGACUAUCCUCGGGCCAAUGGAGAACAUCCAGUCCAUCACCAAGGAGGAUAUUGAGGACUACAUCUCCACGCACUACACCGCUCCUCGGAUGGUGCUUGCUGGCGCGGGGGCUGUUGACCAUGACGAGCUUGUCAAGCUCGCUGAGAAGGAGUUCUCCAGCCUGUCCAGUGACCCUACUACCGCAGCGCAGCUCGUGGCCAAGAACCCGGCCAUCUUCACUGGGUCUGAGGUCCGCCUGCGCGACGACGACAUGGAGAAGGUCAGCUUUGCGGUCGCGGUGCAGGGCGCCUCCUGGACGGAUCCCGACACCAUGGCUCUUCAGGUCAUGCAGACCAUGCUUGGGUCCUGGUCCAAGGCAGCCGGAGCUGGGAAGCACAUGGGGUCGGAGCUUGCGCAGCGGGUAGCAGCAGACAAUUUGGCAGACAGCUACAUGGCAUUCAACACAAACUACCGUGACGCAGGCCUGUUCGGGAUAUACGCUACCUGUGAUGGGAAGGUCGCUGACGACCUCUGCUGGGCAGUCAUGCACGAGUUCACCAAGCUAGUGUACCGAGUGUCCGAGAUGGAUGUCACCCGCGCAAAGAAUCAGUUGAAGGCCAAUUACCUGAUGCUACAAGAUGGCACUGGACCGAAGGCGGAGGACAUUGGGAGGCAGCUCCUGGUAUACGGCCGCCGCAUUCCCCCGGCGGAGCUCAUCGCGCGCAUUGACGCAGUGGAUGCGAACACCAUCAAGCGUGUGGCCGACAGGUUCAUCUAUGACAAGGACCUCGCAAUCGCUUCCAUGGGACCCACUCAGAACCUUGCCGACUAUGUCUGGUUCAGGAGAAGGACAUAUUGGCUCAGGUAUUAGUACGUCUCCAGGCCACCAAAGGCAGAUUCGUCGACCGUACACAGAUGACCCAUUGAACGUGGAGCUGGCUUCUCAGCUUCAGCUACAAUCAGAGCCGCUCUUUCGCAAGCUACAGUUGUGGUCGUCUCACCAUGUAUAUGCUCCCCUUUUGAGGACCCAGUCUUCAGUCCUGUGAUCACGAGUAAGCUUCUCAUGAAAGACACGAGAGCCGACUUGUGUGCGGAUCUCAACGGAGCGGGCACUUGGUUGAGCUUCAAUCUUCCGACCUUCAACAUCUCAGCGUUUUGUUCAGUUUGAGUGUACAUUGUUGUUGUCAAGUUGACAUGAAAGACAAUCUAAGAAGCUAUCACUGCU
Klebsormidium nitens is the source of this 2015-nucleotide messenger RNA. Lineage: Eukaryota; Viridiplantae; Streptophyta; Klebsormidiophyceae; Klebsormidiales; Klebsormidiaceae. The record is from the annotation of a GenBank genome assembly.